Molecule: messenger RNA, 1506 nt
Organism: Drosophila arizonae
Lineage: Eukaryota; Metazoa; Arthropoda; Insecta; Diptera; Drosophilidae
Product: WD repeat-containing protein 1 l(2)09851
Biological process (GO): ribosome biogenesis
Cellular component (GO): nucleolus
Molecular function (GO): protein binding
Source: RefSeq, a predicted model, not a curated record
UGGUGGUCACACUGUUUGCUGGACGAAUCACACACGUGCAGCGCCAAAACAAGAGUUUUUGGGGCAUUUCAAUAGGAAUUCGAACUUAUAGCCAUGGACCCGCCUAAGGAUGUGAUUGAUAUGGAGGUCGUAGAGCCGGAGGAUGCAGAAAGCGACAUGGAGCCCGAUAGCGAUAACGACGAGAAUGAGGAUGGCACCCCAAAAGCUCCCAAACAGGUUUAUUUGCCGGGCAAAACCUUGGCCGAGGAUGAGGAGCUCGUUUGCGAUGAAAGCGCCUACGUCAUGCUGCAUCAGGCAUCGACGGGAGCGCCAUGCCUCAGCUUCGACAUAGUGCCCGAUGAGCUGGGCGCAAGCCGAGAAAGCUUUCCAAUGACUGCCUACAUUGUAGCCGGCACCCAGGCAGCACGCACACACGUCAACAAUUUGAUUGUGAUGAAGAUGAGCAAUUUACACAAGACACAGGAAGGCGAUGACGAUGACGACGACGAGGAGCUGGAAGACGAUCAGGAUGAUGUGGCGGACAAGAGCGAGCUGAAGAAGCCGCAAAUGACCUGCGCCUUAAUCAAGCAUCAGGGCUGUGUAAAUCGAGUGCGCGCUCGUCGCAUGGGCAACAAUGUUUUUGCUGCCUCUUGGAGCGAAUUGGGACGCGUGAACAUUUGGAGUUUGUCACAGCAACUGCAGGCCGUCGAAGAUGCUCAGCUGCUCAAGCAGUACGAACAGCAAAGCGCCAACAAUGAGACGAAACCGGUUUAUACGUUCAGCGGACAUCAGCAGGAGGGAUUCGCCAUCGAUUGGAGCCCGAGUGCCGAGGGCGUGUUGGCCACAGGCGACUGUCGACGUGAUAUACACAUAUGGAGCCCCCUGGAGGAUGGCACCUGGAAGGUGGAUCAACGGCCACUGGUCGGCCACACGGCCUCGGUCGAAGACCUGCAAUGGAGUCCCAAUGAGCGCAGCGUUCUCGCCUCCUGCUCGGUGGACAAGACCAUACGCAUUUGGGAUUGCCGUGCAGCGCCGCAAAAGGCCUGCAUGCUCACCUGUGAGAAGGCGCACGAGAGCGACAUCAAUGUCAUCUCGUGGAACCAUACGGAACCCUUCAUAGCUAGCGGCGGCGACGAUGGCUUCCUGCACAUCUGGGACUUGCGCCAGUUCAAGAGCCAAAAACCAAUUGCCACAUUCAAGCACCAUACGGAUCACAUAACCACGGUUGAAUGGAAUCCCAGCGAGGCCACCGUGCUCGCCUCCGGCGGCGAUGAUGAUCAGAUUGCGCUCUGGGAUCUAGCUGUGGAAACGGAUGCGGAUCAAGCGUCAGCGCCGGCAGAGAAUCAAGAGGAAAUCAACAAGCUGCCGCCGCAGCUGCUCUUCAUACAUCAAGGCCAAAAGGAGAUCAAAGAGUUGCAUUGGCAUCCCCAGCUGCCGGGCGUGCUGCUCUCCACGGCGCACAGCGGCUUCAAUAUCUUUCGCACGAUCAGCGUGUGAGCAGCUAUAUAUACAUAUAUAUAUGUAUAU